Molecule: messenger RNA, 1617 nt
Organism: Mixia osmundae IAM 14324
Lineage: Eukaryota; Fungi; Basidiomycota; Mixiomycetes; Mixiales; Mixiaceae
Exons: 6
Coding region: 1-1617 (538 amino acids)
Biological process (GO): ergosterol biosynthetic process
Molecular function (GO): oxidoreductase activity, acting on paired donors, with incorporation or reduction of molecular oxygen; heme binding; monooxygenase activity
Source: RefSeq, a predicted model, not a curated record
AUGUCGAGCCUCGUUGCGCUCGUCGAUGAGCUUCUCGGUAGCUCUCGACAACGUUGGCAGGUCCUAGACGGCCGGCCAUUCGCAUCUGCCGCGCUUCUCGCUGGCUCAGCAGCAGCCCUUUUCAUCGUGUAUAACAUCGCUCACCAAUUGCUGGUACCACGGAAGCGAUCUUUGCCCCCACUGGUGUUCCAUUGGGUUCCCUUCAUCGGCUCAGCAGUCAGCUACGGCAUCGACCCGUACGCUUUUCUGCUCGCCUGCAGAGAGAAGUAUGGACCCGUCUUCACCUUCGUGUUGCUUGGACGCAAAGUGACAGUAGCACUCGGCCCAUCUGGCUCAAAUUUCGUGCUCAACGGCCGCCUGCACCACGUCUCUGCCGAAGAAGCGUAUACCCAUUUGACUACGCCUGUGUUUGGCAAGGGCGUAGUGUACGAUUGCCCGAACCACAUGCUCAUGGAGCAGAAGAAAUUCAUCAAAGUCGGUCUUUCGACAGAGAACUUCAAGCUCUACGUCGGCAUGGUCGUGGAUGAGGUCAUCGCCUAUCUCGACCAGCAUGUACCCAAGACAAAUACCGCCAUGCGCGACGCCUUCACCACGUCAUCAGAAAUCACUAUCUGUACUGCAUCCCGCACUCUUCAAGGCAAAGAAGUUAGGAGAGGCAUGGACGCCUCAUUUGCUGAGCUCUACCACGAUCUUGACGGCGGCUUCACUCCCAUCGCGUUUGCAUUCCCAAGCCUGCCAUUGCCCAAUUUUAGGAGAAGAGAUCGUGCACAAGUCAAGAUGCGAAACUUCUAUCUGGACAUAAUGAAGAAGCGCCGAGAAUCGGGUGACGAAUCUGCUAGCGACAUGCUACAAGCCUUACAAGGCUGCUCCUAUAAGGACGGCAGAACGCUCUCCGAUCAGGACAUCGCACACAUGAUGAUCGCACUCCUCAUGGCCGGACAGCACACUUCCGCAGCGACCGGCGCAUGGCUCUUGCUCCACCUCGGCGAACGUCCUGAUCUGCAGGAUGCUCUGCUGGCCGAGCAGAAGAAGGCUUUCGGCAACAAGUCUGGUAGCCUCGAUCCUCUGGAUUAUGAGCGCCUGCAGACGCCACUUCUGCACGCUUGCGUGAAGGAAGUCCUCAGACUGCACCCGCCGCUCCAUAGUCUGAUGCGCAAGGUGAUCGCCGACAUGCCCGUGCCGACAAGCCUGUCCGCCCAUUCGGAGGAGCAGCCGUACAUCGUGCCCAAGGGCUACUACGUUCUCGCUGCACCCGGUGUAACUCAAGUCGAUCCAGUGCUCUGGCCAGAUCCAACGAGUUUUGACCCCUACCGCUGGCUCGAAGGCACAAAGUCGUCCGACGCUACAAAGUCUGAAAAGGACAGUGAGCAAAACGAAACAAUUGACUAUGGCUUUGGUGCAAUCGCAACAGGCGCAACGAGUCCUUACAUCCCUUUCGGAGCCGGCAGACAUCGAUGCAUCGGCGAACAGUAUGCUCAUCUUCAGCUCGGUGCCAUCUUUGCCACCCUCGUAAGGCAAACGACAUGGAAGCUCAACGGCUCUUUGCCCAAGCAAGACUAUACUACCAUGAUCGUUAUGCCGCAAAAGCCUCGCGACGUCAUCUUCACCCGCCGUUAG